UCCUUUCCUGAAGUACUGCAGCGAGGGAGCACUGCAUCGGAAAAAAACUCACUGCGCUGGCAAUUACCUCUGACUCACAUUACUAUUCUACAGUAAAAAAAAAACACAAGAAUAUUUUUGUUUCACCAUUAAGCGAAAGCGGAGUCUGAUGCGAUGGGUAACUAUCAGCCCAGUUCACUCUUCUAGCCAUAAAUGACGCCUGGCCGAUGAUUGCCACAGCCAUUGUGGGUUAUCUCCUGUGGUGACUCAAGAGUUUUCCUCCCUGCUGCAUCUCGAGACCCACUGAUCUCACCAUUCCUGCAAUUCCCCUGCCAGCGUACACUCUUGCCCCUCUUCCCUCUUUCUUCUACUUCUAAGUAUUCUCUGAACCCCUGUGAAGACCUACUGGUGGAGCCAUAAUGGAGGACACUUACAAUAACAGGACUUCCCUGGCUAAGGGGGCCAAGGACAUUGUCAAGGAGGCCAAGCGGCAUGCAACAAAGAAAGUCAACAAGGUGGUGGAUCGCGCCACAGAUGAGUACUCAUCCCACCACAACUACAGCCGAUUCCAGGAUGAGGAGGACGAAGAUGAGGAUUUCUACCGGAACCCUCCGAGGCAGGACGGAGAGAGCUACCCUGACAACGAGGAGGGCUCCAGUGAUGCAACAGAGGGCCACGAUGAUGAGGAUGAGAUCUACGAGGGCGAGUACCAGGGUAUCCCCUCCGCAGGAGAUAGGAAGCAAAAGGAGGGCCAGGUGGCACUGGGGCAACCGGUGUCAGAUGCCACAAGGGACCGUAAGGGGCUGGAGCAGGAGAGACAGGCGGACGAGGAGGAGCUGGCCCAACAAUACGAGCUGAUUAUCCAGGAGUGUGGCCAUGGGAGGUUCCAGUGGCAGCUGUUUCUGGUGCUCGGGCUGGCACUCAUGUCAGAUGGGGUGGAGGUGUUUGUGGUGGGCUUUGUGCUGCCCAGCGCAGAAACAGACAUGUGUGUGCCCAACUCCAGCUCGGGAUGGCUAGGCAGUGUUGUUUACUUAGGGAUGAUGGUUGGAGCGUUGUUCUGGGGAGGGAUGUCUGACAAAGUGGGUCGCAGACAGUGCCUCCUCAUUUGCAUGUCCACGAACGGCUUCUUUGCCUUCCUGUCAUCUUUUGUUCAGGGAUACGGCCUCUUCCUCCUUUGCCGUCUCAUCGCGGGCUUUGGGAUAGGAGGUGCUGUGCCCAUCGUUUUCUCCUUCUUUGCAGAGGUGUUGUCCAGGGAGAAAAGAGGAGAACACCUCAGCUGGCUGUGUAUGUUCUGGAUGAUUGGAGAGAUCUAUGCAUCUGCUAUGGCCUGGGCCAUCAUACCACACUAUGGUUGGAGUUUCAGUAUGGGCUCAGCAUACCAGUUUCACAGCUGGAGGGUAUUUGUGGUCGUCUGUGCCCUGCCCUGUGUGUGUGCUGUGGUGGCACUUACCUUCAUGCCUGAAAGUCCCAGGUUCUACCUUGAGGUGGGGAAGCAUGAUGAAGCCUGGAUGAUCCUCAAACAGAUCCACGACACCAACAUGCGAGCGCGUGGGCAACCGGAGAAAGUCUUCACAGUAAACAGGAUCAAAAUCCCCAAACAGCUGGAUGAACUGGUGGAAAUGGAGUCAGAGUCUGCCAACCGAGUUUCCAAGUUUUUCUUCAGAAUAAAGACUGAAAUACAUGGGAUCUAUCUGAAUCUCAUGAAGUGCUUCAACUACCCUAUGCGAGAAAACAUGAUGAGACUAGCCAUAGUGUGGUUCACGCUGUCAUUCGGGUAUUAUGGCCUGUCAGUCUGGUUCCCUGAUGUCAUCAAACACCUUCAGGCAGAUGAUUAUGCCUCCAAAGUGAAGCUGCACAAUAAUGAACACAUUGAAGACUUCACUUUCAACUUCACUUUGGAGAACCAGAUACACCAAAAUGGCCUCUUCAUCAAUGACCGAUUCAUCAGUAUGAAGCUGAGGUCCGUCACCUUCAUUGACUCUACCUUUCGUAACUGCUACUUUGAUGAUGUGACAUCGGUGGGCUCCUUCUUCCGUAACUGCACUUUCAGUGACGCUUUCUUCUUCAACACAGACAUUGAUGAAUCCAAGUUAAUAGAUGGCACAGAGUUGAUCAACAGCACAUUCACACACAACAAGAAAGGAUGCCAGAUGACGUUUGAUGAUGACUACAGUGCCUACUGGGUUUACUUCAUCAACUUCCUGGGGACUCUGGCUGUUCUGCCCGGGAACAUUGUGUCCGCCCUUCUCAUGGACAAAAUUGGGCGUCUGUCCAUGUUAGGUGGCUCCAUGGUCCUUUCAGGCAUCAGCUGUUUCUUCUUGUGGUUCGGCACCAGUGAGUCCAUGAUGAUUUUCAUGUUGUGCCUUUACAACGGCCUGAGCAUCUCUGCCUGGAACUCCUUGGAUGUGGUAACGACUGAAUCAUUCCCUACUGUCAGGAGAGGAACAGGCUUUGGAUUCUGCAAUGCUCUGUGUAAGCUGGCUGCAGUCUUGGGGAACCUGAUUUUUGGUUCUCUUGUUGGCAUCACAAAGGCCAUCCCCAUCCUCAUGGCCUCGUCUGUGCUCGUCGGGGGAGGCCUGGUUGCACUCCGGUUGCCUGAUACCAGGGAGAAUGUCCUCAUGUAACACUGGCUUGGCAUUCAUCAGCUGGGAUAAAACCUGGAUAAAUCCUGGGUGAAUCCGAGAGAAAGCCCCGGGAGCUUUGAGCAAGGAGUGCAAAUGGCUUGGUUCAAACAUACUGAAUCUACACUAUUAAUCACAUUCCGCUAGUGUACCUUAUGUAAAGCUGGAUAGCAAGCCACCUUUUAUCACAGUGUUUUACUUUUAUCAUACAACUCAAAAUCAUUAGAUUCCUUGUUAGUCAAUAAUAAGCUCAGCCAUUUUGUGAAUAUAUUAUCUGGAGAUUUCACAUGACAGAGGUGAGAGUUUGCACAGGUUUUGGUACUGAGACUUUGGUGGAGUUUUGUUCAGUGACUGGUUGCCCCUUCCAGCUGCAGCCAAAACCUUGUGUGGAGUCACUGCUUGGUUAGAGCUCAAGGCUUUUAAUAUUAAUACAGUCUUAUUUAGACAAGCCAGAUGGGGAGAAGAGUGAAAAACAAGUUGUAAUGAGCACAGCCAACCUUCUGUUUGACUAAGUAGGGAAUAGAUGAUCAGACAGAGCGGACACACGACACAGCUGUGUGACAGCUGUCUUGCCCACAAGACUCACGUACACAGGACAUGUUGUAGACAGUGUGUACAAAGUCAACAUAAAUACCAAUUUGUAAAACCCCACACAUAGAUAUAUGUGCAAAUGCAUGUCUUAGAAUAGACUGAUACUCAAAUAUACCUUCUCUUUUUUUUCUACACUUGCACCAUACUGGACACACGAUACUGUAUUUUGCUCGACAUGACAUUUGCUCAGACAUCUGCAACCUUUUCAAACUAGAUAAUUCAGUUAUGACGCUAAGCCCUUUGCAUUACCUACCCAACCAAAAUUCAAAAAGGCCAUAUUGAAAAACUUUUCUUGUACCAAUAAUUGUAUGGUAUGUUGAAUCUGAUGCUGCUUAUUUUGUUUUCUGCUUAUGCUUUGUGUUAUUGUGGAAGAUGAAAUGAUGAAUUAUUCAUUUUAUCCAAAUGUUGUUACUCCAGGUCCCCAUCCAUGUGUUGUAUUAUUGUACAAAGGCUCUCUGAUGAGCUUUCCUUCCAAUUUAGCUUGGUGUUGGAUCUUGCUUGUGGCAGUGACGUUGAUAAUGACAUGUCAUGUUGCUUCCUUUUAAAAAUACUGAAUGGCCUUUUUUUUUUUAAAUGUGCCUCUCCUUAACUGGAGCAGUCUGCCCAUAGUCAUGUGAUGUCCAGUGGUUAUAAGUAACAGACAGAAACUGAACAGGAAGUAAAUAGAUACAAUAAUCAUGCCAUUUUGUGUGUGUAAUAUGUGGCCAAUACAGUAUUUUAUUAUAGUGUGAAUUCAUUUUUGGUUUAAACCUCAUCCCUUUUGUUAGACAUAAAUAUUUUUUUCAAAUAAAACUUCUAUUAUGGCGAGAUAAGCCUCCUGUGCUCCUGAAAAGAAAUUUUUUGUUACCAACCAAAUUGUUACCAACAGGUAAACAACGAUUCAUAACAAGAUUAAAUGGUGUAAAUUACCAAGCAUGACUACAAAGUAAUAAUGUAAAUAACAACCACCUCUUUAUGAGGGCUAAUUGGUGCCACCCAUGAUGAAAAUGUCUCCUAAGGAAACUUUUUGGCUCUCUUUUUACUUUAUAUUUUGAAUCAUCUGGGAGAAAUUCAACUGAAAUUGUGUCUGCAUACCUGCUACAUUUGAAGUAAAACAAAUACAAACAAAUAAUACAUUUAAGCACUGUCAUUUGUUGUGAUUUAGCAACACUUUUGUCUAAAAUCUAAUUAUUGCCAUAAUCUCACACUUGAAAACAUGACCUACCUUAUACUAGUUAUUAUGUCUCUUGUCUUUCAACAUUGGAACCUCAAUGCAUACUGCUAAAGAUAAUGAUAACAUCACGUUUCUAUAUUGAAAGUGUUACAAUACCUUUAAAAAUUUUAAUUGAUAUUGACAUUUUUCACAUUUAAUUUGUGCCCGUGGAUUGUAUUUUCUGUGGCUAACAGCCUGUGACCUGCUUUUCUCUGCAUUUGUGGUAUGUGUUAUUGCAGCGUAGAAGUAGUUUACCCUUUGCACUGCAUUUGGCUCUGUCAAGGCUACUCAACAACAACAAAAAGGCUUCCAAAGUGGUACUGUGCAUCCAUUUCCAUGGACACAACCUUUUCUCAGACUUUCUAAAUUCAGUUGGAAAUAUUAUGAAGUGUGCUGCUAUUGUGCAACAGAUGUUUUUUGUCAAUAUGAUUUCAAUAUUUUUAAAACAAAAUUAUAGCACACAUAUUCUAAAUAAAUGCACUGAUAUUAAAAGUAACGACUUCUGCCCAGUGUCAAUCCAAUGCUAUGUCUGUAGCAAGACUUAUAGAAGGAUUAAUUUCUGUUAAGUUAAGUUUCUGGAUGAGCUAAAACCUUAAUUAGUGGCAGAUCCACCUGUUGUGUUAUAUUGGGGAUACAUUAUAUUAUCUGUUAUGUUUAAGGUAUUGGGAUAUUGCUUAAAUGUACUGUAUUUGUGUGUGUGUGUGUGUGUGUGUGUGUGUGUGUGUGUGUGUGUGUGUGUGUGUGUGUGUGUGUGUGUGUGUGUGUAUAAGAGAGAGUACUGUAUGUGUGUGGGCCUGCAUAUGGAUGCAUGAGUGUAAAUAAUGUAGAUAUCAAAGCUGAUAUUGGUGGACUUCUGGGUAUUAUGUGUACAAGCUCCUUGAUUGACUCAUGUGUCUCCUGUUUUGUCCAAGCUAUAAGUCCAUCCACUGUAUCUCUGUUGUACAUCUCUGUGUCCUUGGCUUUAAGCCCCUAUUCACCUGCUACUCUGUGUGUGUGUGUGUGUGUGUGUGUGUGUGUGUGUGUGUGUGUGUGUGUGUGUGUGUGUGUGUGUGUGUGUACACACAAACUUGCAUGUAUGUGAGCAAACUUCUGUUCUUUUGUGCUCAACUUUGUGUUCUUACUGUAAAUUGUUCUGGCAGAAAAUGAUGGCAAUAUUUAGAUUUUUGUUGAAGAAAAAUGUGAAUGUAUCACUCUUGUAAGUUCUGUUCAUCCAUUUUAUGGAGGUAAUCAAAUGUAUGUGGAGAAUAAAGAUGUGUAUAUUAUUGUGAAGGGCCUGCCAGGUCCAUAAGUGGGAAAAUAUAUGAAGAAAUAUUUGCCAAAAGAUGCCCCUGUGAAUAUUGUUAGAAACGUAAAAUGCAGGGAUUGCAGACUGUGCUGCUUUUGAACAUAUAUACAAUAAAAGCUAUGUUCUCUA
Messenger RNA from Perca fluviatilis (European perch), 5797 nucleotides. RefSeq names its product synaptic vesicle glycoprotein 2Ca (gene sv2ca). The record is from RefSeq and is a predicted model, not a curated record. The transcript is spliced from 13 exons. Lineage: Eukaryota; Metazoa; Chordata; Actinopteri; Perciformes; Percidae. Gene Ontology annotation, molecular function: transmembrane transporter activity. The coding region runs from base 399 to 2603 and encodes 734 amino acids. Gene Ontology annotation, cellular component: membrane. Gene Ontology annotation, biological process: transmembrane transport; chemical synaptic transmission.